Rhipicephalus sanguineus (brown dog tick) is the source of this 2779-nucleotide messenger RNA. RefSeq names its product protein NLRC3. The transcript is spliced from 2 exons. The record is from RefSeq and is a predicted model, not a curated record. NCBI's taxonomy places the organism in Eukaryota, Metazoa, Arthropoda, Arachnida, Ixodida, Ixodidae. The coding region runs from base 452 to 2680 and encodes 742 amino acids.
CAACACCGGCAUUCUAACGACGCAUUUCUUUUUCAAACGGGAAGUACAAGCGUUCAGGCAGUCCCCGACGCCAGUCAUUCGAAUGUGCACGUGGCUUAUCGUCAGUCUUGGCUGGAUGCAAAAUAAAUAUAUUUUAGGCCGUAAAUGUUUGCUAUUUCUCGAAAUCGAGCGAUAUAUCGACUCAUCAACGUGUUUUGGGGUCUUCAGCAAGCGUGGAUGCGCUUGUUGUGUAGGCGUAGUAAGGUGCAGAAUGUGUGAUCGCAUCUUUCUCGUUGUCGGGUAUUUUACGGAUCACGAGGAGCAUGUGAAACGAGAUAUCCCACGGGCGCUUGGCAGCCAUAUUGACCAUAUCACGGAGGGCUCUUGCAGCUAGUAGUGCCGCCGCGUUGCCACUGAUCUGAGUACGGCAGCGAGUGGGUCUCCGGCGACCGAACAAACGCUGCAUGACGCCAUGAUGGACGAAGACGCGUCCUCGGUUGAAGCCCUCGUGUCGGAAGGCCGGUAUGCCAGCGAUAGCGAUAGUAGCGAGUACAUGUUGUCCUACUGCGCCGAAGACGUAGUGGCCCGUCUCACGAAACGCGGUCUGAGCUUCGAGCGCGCCUGCCAGUACAAGCCUCGGCACAUGGACUGCUGGCUGCGUCAGGACCUGGACCGCUGGAACAAGGUGCUGCACCCGGGGAGCCUCGAGCUGGUCGAAACCAUGCCGGCCAGCCUGACCAUCCUCUCGAUGAACACGACCCGACGUCUGUACUACAGCGAAGACGAAGUGCGCACCGCCGCCUACGUGUUCCGCCGGCUGCCGAAGGUACACCGCUGCGUGCAGCGCAUCAAGCUGGACGGCGAAAUGAUGUGGUUCUUCUGCCGACUGGACUAUACCGUGGCGCUGACGCUGCGCCGCAGCGUCAACCUCCAGCACCUGGAACUCUACGGUUGGCGCGGAACCAGCAUCUUCUGCGGGGAGGAGCUCUCGGAAGCGCUGGCGGGCCUCCGACACCUGAAGAGCAUCACGUUCUCCUCCCUGCCCGUCAGGGGGUCCAUGUCCCGGUGCCUGACCAACCUGCUGGUACGAAACUCGCGCCAGCUGACUGCGGUGACCCUCUCCGACAACACCAUGUCGCAGGACACCGUGAACUGCCUGCUCAGGGCGUUGCUGCGCUGUCGCGUUCUCGGCGAGCUCUCCAUCGUCGAGAACAGCCUGUCGACGAAAACCGUGGACUCCGUCGCGAAGCUGCUGCGCGUGACGAAGUCCCUUACCAAGCUGACGCUGAACGAGAGCCUAGGCAACAACGUCAGCCUGUACGCCUUGUCCGAGGCCCUCAAGGUCAACACGUCCCUCGUAGAGCUACACGUUGGUCAAUGCGAGACGAGGCUCGACACUCUCUUCGAAGCACUGACCAUUAACACGACCCUGAAGCACUUGGACCUGAACGGUUGCAACAUCUAUGGCGGCAAUGCGGAGUCGCUCGCGAUAGCCCUGAAGGAAAACAUCGGGCUGAAAAGGUUGGAACUAAAUCACGCCCACGUCGACAACGACUCUGUGCGGACGCUUGUCCGUGGGCUGGAGGCUAACCGUUCUCUUGAAACGGUUUGUCUGAAGAGAAACAGCGUAGCCGUGAGUGCGGUCGGGAUGUUCUGCACAAUGCUGCGCAAAAACAAGACCUUGAAGUGCGUGGAGUUUGGUUACGUCGAAGGUUCGGAGCAGGAAAGAUCUACCCUCUCCCUUCAAAUGGCCCGAGACAAAGCCUACAGUCGGAUGCAGAUGGCCUGGACUGGGCCAGACCUUCUGCCGCUGUCUGCAGCUGUGGCAAAUCCUUCAGAGUCUCCGACCGAACUUCACCUAAGUUGUCACUACGAGCUUACCAAAAGAAGAGUCUGUACUGUGCUUGAAAAGCUUGCCACAAACGAGCACGUGAAAACUGUACAACUCUCCGUCACAACAGAAGAGUACCGGCAAGUCAUUGCUGCGAUGUGCUCCGUGCUCUCCAUAAACAGAACGAUCCAGAAUCUUGCAAUCGGCGUUGCAUCUGGCGAAUCUGACCAUGGCCUUUUUGGCGAGGUGGCCAGGGCUCUAAUCGAAAACAGCACUGUGACUCAAGUGUGCUUCAGUGGCCACGAGGUAUCCCUGAGGUCCACCAAGUCGAUUGCGUCGAUGCUGUUGAAAAACACCACAAUUGUGAGCUUGAAGUUGGACAUCUCUCACCUGCCCAGCAAGCGCCUUGCCAUUAUUUCACGCGCUCUGAUGAGAAACCACUCUGUCGUGGACUUCACACUGACCUGUAGCCCGUACACAAACAAGGUCUCGUUUCGCGUGUUCAGUGCCAUCAGACGAAACAUCAGUCUUCUGAACAUGGCUGCACGAUUCGUCAUGCGCGAGAGGCUUGAUGGAGAGGCAGCCAGGGCAUUCGACGCACUCUGUGGAAAAGCAUCGCUUGUUCCACACGUAAUGGAAAUGACCAAGCACACCGAGCACAAGAUAAGGAUGGCUGUGCUGUCUGCCAAGCGUUACAUCCAGAGGAACUACUUCCAGCUUGCUGGCAUCGUGAAAGGCAACAUCGUUUGCCACCCGGGCAUGGCCAGGCAGAUGGACUCCUUGAAUCACGACUGCCGUGUUACUAUCGCUCAGUAUCUGAAGCUUUCGGAUGUUGUCUUGGCAGUUGGUAACAUCAAUGAGAAGCCAUAAUAUACGUGUGGGACUUGCUGGCGUCAUACCUAUAUUGUGUUGUCAUGCCUAUGUUCAACAGAACCAAAUAAAUUCAACAGACAAGCCACGAAAAGCAUA